This is a messenger RNA of Malania oleifera, 4874 nucleotides long. RefSeq names its product COP1-interacting protein 7. Gene Ontology annotation, biological process: response to light stimulus; positive regulation of DNA-templated transcription. The record is from RefSeq and is a predicted model, not a curated record. The transcript is spliced from 9 exons. The coding region runs from base 343 to 4479 and encodes 1378 amino acids. NCBI's taxonomy places the organism in Eukaryota, Viridiplantae, Streptophyta, Magnoliopsida, Santalales, Ximeniaceae.
CUUUCUUUUCUAAACUUGGAACUGAAGUGAACAGAAACACGCCUCUCUCUCUCUCUCUCUCUCUCUCUCUCUCGAUUUCUCUGUACAGAGGAGAGCAGGCGAGAUGAGAGGUGUCGGCACUAGUGGGUAGGACCCGCAUUCGAGUAUCAUCUAAUCCCCUCCGAUCCUUUACCCGCAUGUGCUCAGCUUCGUCACCUCCAUCUCUCUCUCUGGCAUUUCCAAUGGAGGGGUGAAUUGGGAGAGUUCUCUCAAGGACACCCACAUUGGAGAAUCCAAGAAUGAGUGAGCUUAUACAAUAAUCCUCUCUACUCUCUCUGUUCGACUCUUUCUUGCUCUGGGAGCAUGAAUUCAGUGACGCGUCUCGACUAUGUUCUGUUUCAGCUCACUCCAACCAGAACUAGGUGUGAUCUGGUCAUCUACGCCGCCGGCGCCAGCGAAAAGCUAGCUUCGGGCCUUCUUGAACCUUUCCUCUCGCAUCUAAAAGCCGCGAAGGAUCAAAUUUCGAAAGGUGGGUAUUCUGUCACGCUUCGCCCCCCGUCUACGGCUGCCGGCGCUUCCUGGUUCACCAAAGCCACUCUGCAGAGAUUUGUGAGGUUUGUGAGCACACCGGAGGUUCUUGAGAGGUUUGUGACCAUAGAGAGAGAGAUUGAGCAGAUCGAGAACUCAGUUCAAUCAAAUGAACUGUCUAACACUGUCGUGCCGGCCGAUACAGAAGGUAAUUUAUCAGCUGCUGAUGGAAAUCCCAAGAAAGUAACUGCUUUCUCCAAGUCAAAAGGUGAAUCCAAUGGUGCCGGUGAUGCUGCAUCAGAAGAAAAUUCCAAGGUUCGUCUUCAACGUGUUCUUGAAACUCGAAAGGCAGUACUCCGAAAAGAGCAGGCAAUGGCUUAUGCACGUGCUUUAGUUGCAGGAUUUGAAAUGGACUACAUAGAUGAUCUUAUCUAUUUUGCUGAUGCUUUUGGAGCUUCUCGAUUAAGGGAAGCAUGCAUAAGUUUCGCUGAGUUAUGCAAGAGAAAGAAUGAUGAUGGCCUUUGGAUGGAUGAAUUAGCAGCAAUGCGGGCAUGCUCUCGCUCCGAAUUGUCUUUUAUGGGAGCAUCUGGAAUCAUACUUGCUGAAGAGGACAAUGACCUUGGUCAAAACAUCACAAUAAAUGUUCACAAUGGUGGUCUCUCUGGUGAGAAGCAGAAUGGUACAAUAGAUGCAUCAGUGUCUGAUUCAACUACUAGUCAUGGAAGUUUAGAAAUUAACCAGGAUAAUUGUGUAUCAGCAGCAGCCGCUAAUAUGCCUCCAACAGAUGAGAAAAGUCAAGUACCUAUGUCAUGGCCUAGUCAUCUUCCUCAAUACCUGCACAAUUAUCAAGGUCCUGUGUUUCAACAGAUGCCCCCAUAUCACGGGUAUGUUUACCCUGGCAUGCAUGGUGCCUCUCCAUAUUAUCCAGGGAAUGUGCAGUGGCCUCCCAAUAGGGAAGAUUCUCCCUUUGGUCCUGAUCAGCGACUUUUUGAUCUUCCGAUGCAUGGAGCAUCUUCCAGAAAUAAAGAGAGAUUUUCACACAGAAAAGAAUCAGAAAAUUUGAAAGAAGAUGCAUACAGGGAGUCCAGUGAAUCUGGUUCUGAAAGUGAUUCAUAUGAGUAUUUAAAGCAUAACAAAAAGCAUUCCUCGAUAGAUCAGGUGCAUAAGAAAAGGCAUGGGAAAACCUCAAGAAAGGUUGUUAUCCGAAAUAUUAACUACAUUACUUCUAAGAGGGAUGGAGAAAAGGGCAGCACCUCUGAAGGGGAUUCAUCUGACGAGGAUGAUUUCAUUGAUGGAGAUUCACUCAAACAGCAUGUAGAGGAAGCUGUUGGGUCAUUUGAGAAACACCAUAAAACAACCACACAUCAUAAGAAACGAGAAAGAAGCAAGCAUUUCAACAUUGUAAAUGGAUCAAAUGGUGCUCCUGAUCAAUCUAUUGAAAGCACAGUUGCAAAUAAUCCUGGAAAAGAAAGUCAAAAUGGAAGUUGGGAUGCUUUCCAGAGCCUCCUGAUGAGAGAUGAAGAGUCAAAUACAGAAAAUAUAGAAAGACAAUCUGUGCAGUUUCAUGAGGAAAAUCUCCCAACCAAAAGCUCUGAGGUGGGAAUUCCUUUCACAUUUCAGAUGGAAGCAGAAAUAAGAAAGAAACAAGCUGUUUCAAUUGAUUCUUUUGUUGUGACAGAGAGAGAUACAGGCAAUGAAGGUAAAACUCACUCUGAAAACUUUGAACCUGCUGAAAAUAUCCAUCCAGUUAUGAAGAAAAGGGAUAGUGCAUAUGAGGAGUUGUUAUUUUCACAAAGAAUUGAAGGAUCAGGUACUUAUUCCAGUGAUACUGUAGCUGAUUUUGCCACUGAAUCUUUCAGACUGAAGAGCAGAGAAAAAGAAGAUUGGUUUGUUAGCUACCAACCUGAUAAAUCUGCAAAUCAGGAUGAAAGCAUUAAAUUCAAAAUGUUUGAUGGGAAUUAUGAUUCAGCAUUAGCAGGAGAUGUCUUUAACUCUGUUGAAAAGAAGAAAGAUGUUUUUGCUGAUGACUCUUUCAUGGUUCAAACUCGAUCAGCAGUCAAUGAGGAAGCUGAUUCCCAAUUAAGGACAGACAUCAUGGUCACUGACAUUGUUGGAGCUGGUCAACUUGAAAAUGGCACAACAGAAAUUCCAAAGGAUAAGGUUUUUGGUGCCCAAGAACCAGAUGACCUUUACAUGGUGCUUGAACGUAAUUCUGCUGUGGACCAUGGUGUGACAUCCUGGACUCCUGAAAUGGACUACGGAAAAGAAAUUUCAGUGAAUGAAACCAACAAGAGGCUUUUGGAUGUUGAAACAACUGCUUAUGUUGACAAUAAUUCACACUCCAAUGAUACAGGCACUAAUGAUAAAAAGAGUGGAGUUCCUAAGAGGAAAGUUCCAGGUAGAGAAACAAGAUCUAAAGCUUUGGGUGGAUCUACAGGGAGAGGAAAGUCUGAAAACGUCCCCAGGAGCAAGAAACCUUCUCCUGGAAGCAAGACAGCUGCUCUGAAGAGCAAAUCUCAAAAGGAAGAAGAGAAUAGAAAGAAAAUGGAGGAGUUACUGAUUCAGCGCCAAAAAAGAAUUGCUGAAAGAAGUUCUGCUAAUGGAUUUAAGAAGACCCCAGCAGAGGACAAAACAGCCGUUACUUCCAAGCACGAGAAAACAAUACUUCAAUCCCCAGCUCCAGAUGUGAAGAAACUACCCAAUCAAGUGAUUAGGAGUUCCACUACAGAUCGCCUUGCAGCCGCACGUAUAAAUCACGAGGCAUCAACUACUCAAUUGAAAUCUGGUCAACUGACAAGAACAACCUCAAAGGUAAAUGGUGUAACUGAUACCACUAUAGAUCGCCUUGCAGCCGCACGUAUAAAUCACAAGGCAUCAACUACUCAAUUGAAAUCCAGCCAACUGACAAGAACAACCUCAAAGGGAAAUGGUGCAACUGAUACCACUAUAGAUCGCCUUGCAGCCACAAGUAUAAAUCACGAGGCGUCAACUACUCCGUUGAAAUCCAGCCAACUGACAAGAACGACCUCAAAGGUGAAUGGUGUGACUGAUACCACUAUAGAUCACCUUGCAGCCGCACGUAUAAAUCAUGAGGUGUCAACUACUCAAUUGAAAUCCAGCCAACUGACAAGAACAACCUCAAAGGUGAAUGGUGUAACUGAUACCACUGUAGAUUGCCUUGCAGCUGCACAUAUAAAUGAUGAGGCAUCAACUAGUCAAUUGAAAUCCUGCCAACUGACAGGAACAACCUCGAGGAUAAAUGGUGUAACUGAUACCACCUUAUCACAGAAGGCUUCUAGAGGUGAGAAUAAGAAACUAAACUUAAAGAAGGUCAAAUCUUCAGACCAGAAAAGUGGCCCAAACAACUCAAACAGUUUGCUUACUUCUAAGUCUAAAAAUGAUGAAAAGAAGGAUCAUAUGGAUGUCACUGCAGCAAUGUCUGUGGAGUUGAGUCCUGCACAACCAAUUCAAUCAUCUGAAAACAUUAGAGAGCUCCACAGCACAUCUUCAAUUGAGAAGGAUGCAGGAAAAUUGAGUUCUCAUAUGGACAGUUUUGAUGAUAAAAGCUGCACUGCUAAGUUGAGCAAAAGGGACACAUCUGUUCCUACUGAAAAUUGUUCUGCACAGUUGGAUUACUUGGAAGGAGAUUGUGGGGUAGCAUCGAAAGCAUCUACAAUUCUUUGUCAAGACAAAACAAGAUCUGAUAAUUGUCAAAUUAUUCAUGAAGUGACUGUGGAACCUCUGCCUACCCCAGCUGAGGAAGCUUGGAAAAUUGAUGAUGAUGGUGCAGCUAAUGCUGAGUCUCCAGUCUCCCCUGAAAUUUCUGAGAUUGAAAUCUCAACCCCACCGCCGAGCAAUGGAAUGAACACGGAACCAAUGCACUCAAGGAAGAAAUGGAACAGUGGUGAAACCUCUCCUAAAGCUGCAAAAGGGUUUAGGAGGCUGCUUUUGUUUGGCAGGAAAAGCCGAUAGCUACUCUGAAUCUUAUGCAAUUGCGCACCAUUGCAUUAAUCCCUCAUGUUGUGUCUUGGUUUGUCGAAGAGCAGGAUGUUCAACAAUUGGAUAGUUUGAUGAAGCUGCCGAAGUAUGCCGUGUGGUUUAUCCAGAGGAAGAAUUUAUUAGAUCUCAAUACACAAUAAGGCCUUGGUGUUGCUGCCAUUUGAGUUAGUAGUCUUGCAGUAAGUUAAUGGAGUUUGGUAUAUAAUUGGGCGAUGGUGUAAAGAGGUAAUCUUUGUGCAGUAUACUAUACCAUCGUUUGCCUGAUGCUUGCAAUUUUUAUUCAAAAUUCAAAUUCGUGUUUGUAUCUAUUUUUUAUUACACACCAUGUACUGAGAUUUAUUGUUUCAGUGUGUUUUCCCCCAUUUUCA